AUGAGUCGAAAUACUACUCGCAACAAUGACGAAAUCCUCUCUUCUAUGUGUCACACAGCAAUGAAUCGACGAAGCAGCAGAAGUCUGUUGAAGUAUGGGUCAUCGGAUGAGAGUUCAAUCGUAGACAAAGAACAUUUAGCGUCCAUAUGCACACAUCUUUGCAAUCAACUAAAAACCAUCAUUAACCUGCUGAUAGACUUUGCGGGAGAUGUUUGUGAUGAAUCAGCAACUGCACGUAGUUUGCUCCGCGAAUUAGAGGACAAGGUAAUGCCGUUUCUGGUAAAUUUAGAUAUCGAAAUGGCCUCAUCAGAGAAACUUAUCCGAAUAAAUAUUGAUACAGCAAGAAUUAGUGAAACUAAAGUGGACUGGCUGCUGAAAUUCAAUAAGUGCAAGUUGGAAAUGCGCGAAAUACUGGCCACGCUUUCUGGCGCAGUCUACAAAGAUCUGGAACGAGUGCUGUCGCUGAGGUGCCGAGGUUGUUGUGGUAUGAUUUUUAAAAAAGAAUUGAUGCUCUAUUUAUAUCAAAUGAAGAAAGGCACUGAUAAACUAUAUAAAGAAAUCAAAUUGGAACAAACAGCGCUCAUCCGUUAA
Molecule: messenger RNA, 591 nt
Organism: Brugia pahangi
Lineage: Eukaryota; Metazoa; Nematoda; Chromadorea; Rhabditida; Onchocercidae
Source: the annotation of a GenBank genome assembly